Messenger RNA from Microdochium trichocladiopsis, 1737 nucleotides. RefSeq lists its product as uncharacterized. The annotation marks the transcript as partial. The record is from RefSeq and is a predicted model, not a curated record. NCBI's taxonomy places the organism in Eukaryota, Fungi, Ascomycota, Sordariomycetes, Xylariales, Microdochiaceae. The transcript has a single exon.
CGCGAUCUGGGGGGUAGAGGACCGGCACAGCCCGUUUGGCGAGGUCGCACGGGCGGUCGAGCGAGCGUGCGUCCCUUCCUCGCGCUACGCGCAGCGGCAUCUGGCCGUGUAUGGGGGCGUCGAGAAUGGCGGGAGAGCAAGCUGGGAAGCCCCGAGACUGGACUUCCUGGCGCCGAUCCUCCGCAGAGGCGCUCAUAUCCAGCCUCUCGCGGCUGCGAGGCAUUCACCAGCCACUUUGGCUGCCUGGUCCCUGUGCCCAGAGACCCUGUCGUUGCUUGUCGCUGCCGGUGCCGACAUCACGCAGCCGGACAGCACGAGGCAGUACCCUCUCCUGGCAGCCGUGACGGAGUGGCCGUUUCAUCUACGGGAUGCCCGGGAUCCAGUGCGCACGCUGGUGUGGUUGCUCGAGCACGGCGCAGACCCGGACCAGACGAGCCGACGAGGCCGCACAGCCUUGUGGAAGAUAUGUCGCAACAACCAGAUGAGCACGGAGACCCAGAUGCGGUGCGUCGAUGAGCUAGUCCGGCACGGAGCCGACAUCUGCACCAAGGACAACGCGCAGGUCCCUGCGACCCUCUUGGCCCCGAGGAAGCGGAACUUUGACGUCUGCCGCCACUUGCUGGGCCAUGGUGCUCGCUUCGAAGUGCCUUUCGACAUGGUCAGCAUCGCGCGGAUGCUGAUAUCAGAGGCACGUCCCCCACGCAAGGUCCGUAAAAGCAACGAGAAGGCCGGCGUGUGGCAGCCACGACUGUGCAUGGACUUUUUACUGGAGCUCGACCGCGAGGAGAAGGUGCUCUUCACCAACCCGAUGCUGUUCUGGGAGGCGACGAAGUACCCGUUCAGUCAGCUCGCGAACAAGCUUUUGGAUGCGGGCUACACGAAUGUCACAUUCUCGCCACCAGGUGUGGGCCAGGAGACAUGCCUGCACAACAUCAUACAGGCUUCCACGCCGAACGAGACGCGUGAGGACGAGGACGCCCUCCUCCGCCGGCUGAUCGAACUCGGAGCGGACGUCGACAAGGGCAGACCAAUCAUAACCGCGAUGAGCAGACAUAGGCUUGACGCGGUGUCAAUUCUCCUGGACGCUGGCGUGGUGGUGCCGGGGGUUGCCAAAGAAGCGCUCGAGAAGGCCAUCUUGUUGGAUCGGCCCGCCUGCUGGUCGGAGUUAAGAGAGAUUACUAUCGCGAUGAAACGGUGGGCGAGGCGAUCAAGAGAGACAGAGUCUGGAAAGGUAUUGACGUAGAAGUUGUAUGGUCCAAGACUUUGCCAUGUUUGGAGCGAAUGGCAGGACGGCAACCUUGUGGGCUGUGUGACGAAUCAGAUAUUCAAUCGUGAUUAACCAAUUAAGAUUGCGAAGUGAGGAGAUUUUCGGUAAGAUUACGGGAUGAAUUUUCUCGACCGAUCCCUUCAAGUUUUGAAAUUCUAAUGGCAAUAUAUAGUGUCCUGGGGCAAGAUGGAAUAAGGUGAUCAUAAAGAAAACCCCCUAUGACCAACUGUAUACCACCUGCCGGGCAGGUGUUGCGGUGUUGCCGCAAAGGAGGGAGGCCGGUGGUGAGGGCAUCACCGACCCGCACCAAUGUGCUAUAGCAGCGAUUUGGGGAGGGGAGCCAGCACCACCAACCGCAUGAUUGGGAGGGUGCAACGGUGAGGAAUGGGAUGAUCAGGGCGUUCCCAUUGUACAUCCAAAAUCUUUGGGGAAAAACAAUUGAAUUGAAGGAGCUGUGAAAAAGAGGGAGC